UGAGUUCUCGCUGCUGAACAUGGCGUCAGACGGGAUGAUUUUAACGAACCACGACCACCAAAUCCGGGUCGGCGUCCUGACAGUGAGUGACAGCUGCUAUCGAAACCUGGCAGAGGACCGCAGUGGUGUCAACCUCAAAGACCUCAUCCACGACCCCUCCCUGUUGGGAGGAAUGAUCGUGGCGUACAAAAUAGUGCCAGAUGAAAUAGAAGAUAUUAAGGAUACACUGGUGGACUGGUGCGAUGAAAAAGAACUCAACCUCAUCCUCACCACCGGGGGCACCGGCUUUGCCCCGAGAGACGUCACACCAGAGGCCACUAAAGAGGUGAUCGAGCGCGAGGCCCCGGGGAUGUCUCUGGCCAUGCUCAUGGGCUCCCUCAACGUCACACCGCUGGGCAUGCUCUCUAGACCUGUGUGUGGGAUUCGGGGGAAGACGCUCAUCAUAAACCUCCCAGGAAGCAAAAAAGGCUCACAGGAGUGUUUCCAGUUCAUCCUGCCCGCCCUGCCCCACGCCAUCGACCUGCUGCGGGACGCGGUUGUCCGGGUGAAGGAGGCAUCCGACGGGCUGGAGGAGCUCCCGUCGCCCCCGCCUCCCCUGUCUCCGCCCAAUCGAAGCCCGCCCCCUCCGCUGUCCCCGCCCCGCACGCACACGCAGGACAAGGGCGUGCAGUGCGAGGAUGAGGACGAGGACAAGAAGGACAGCGGCGUGGCGUCCACCGAAGACAGCUCGUCCUCCCACAUCACCGCUGCCUCCAUCGCUGCUAAGAUCCCAGACUCCAUCAUCUCGCGGGGUGUGCAGGUGUUGCCGCGGGAUACGGCGUCUCUGAGCACCACGCCCUCAGAAUCACCUCGGGCACAGGCCACGUCGCGCCUCUCUACCGCCUCCUGUCCCACACCCAAGGCGCGGCUCCCUUCCUGUUCAUCCACCCUAAGCAUUGCCGAGGCCUCGCGGAGAGAGUUCAGGGCGCACCUGGAUGAGGUCAUCACGCUCAAGUCCAGGUACUCCACCUUGGACCAGCUCCAGUGUAGGUUGGAGGGCCUAAAAGAUGAUCGCAGGAGGACCUUCAGCUCUCGAGUGCAGUCCAGGUGCAGCAGCAAAGAGAAUAUACUCAGAGCAAGUCACAGCGCGGUGGACAUCACCAAAGUGGCCCGGAGACACCGCAUGUCCCCGUUCCCCCUGACCUCCAUGGACAAGGCCUUCAUCACUGUGCUGGAGAUGACCGCAGUCCUGGGCACCGAGAUCAUCAACUACAGAGAUGGGAUGGGUCGGGUGCUCGCUCAGGACGUUUAUGCCAAAGACAACCUGCCCCCUUUCCCUGCCUCGGUCAAGGACGGCUAUGCUGUGAGAGCGGCCGAUGGACCCGGCGACCGCUUUAUCAUUGGAGAAUCACAAGCUGGAGAACAGCCUACCCACACAGUGAUGCCCGGGCAGGUGAUGAGGGUGACGACAGGAGCACCCAUCCCCUGUGGAGCCGACGCUGUGGUGCAAGUGGAGGACACAGAGCUGCUAAGGGAGUCAGAAGACGGUACAGAAGAGUUGGAGGUACGAAUCCUAGUACAGGCUCGCCCUGGACAAGAUAUCAGGCCUAUAGGUCACGACAUAAAGCGCGGGGAGUGUGUGCUGGCCAAGGGCACUCACAUGGGCCCCUCGGAGAUCGGGCUCCUGGCCACGGUGGGCGUCACAGAAGUGGAGGUCCAGAAGUUCCCUGUGGUGGCUGUCAUGUCCACAGGCAACGAGCUGCUAAACCCAGAGGACGACCUUCAUCCUGGGAAGAUCCGGGACAGUAACCGCUCCACUCUGCUGGCCACCAUCCAGGAGCACGGAUACCCCACCAUCAACCUAGGCAUCGUGGGGGACAAUCCUGAUGACCUCCUGAACGCUCUGAAUGAAGGCAUCAGCCGAGCAGACGUAAUCAUCACCUCAGGAGGAGUGUCCAUGGGAGAAAAGGACUACCUAAAACAGGUGAUGGACAUAGACCUCCAUGCUCAGAUCCACUUUGGACGUGUUUUUAUGAAACCAGGCCUCCCGACGACCUUUGCCACCCUGGACAUAGACGGUGCUCGUAAACUCAUCUUCGCUCUCCCAGGUAGAAACCCCGUGUCGGCUGUGGUCACCUGUAAUCUUUUUGUAAUUCCUGCCUUGAGAAAGAUGCAGGGGAUUUUGGACCCCAGACCUACUAUAAUCAAAGCGAGGUUGUCGUGUGACGUGAAGCUGGACCCACGCCCUGAGUAUCAUCGCUGCAUUCUGACAUGGCACCACCAGGAGCCUCUGCCAUGGGCACAGAGCACAGGUAACCAGGUGAGCUGCCGGCUGAUGAGCAUGCGCAGCGCUAACGGGCUCCUGAUGCUACCUCCCAAAACAGAGCAAUACGUGGAGCUGCACAAGGGCGAGGUGGUGGACGUCAUGGUGAUCGGCCGGCUAUGAUGUCAUCACUGUGGGACGCGAGUGGAGUGUGGCGGGUGUGAAUGAGGCGGUGGUUCACGGUGCAUGUCCACAUAUCAUUCUGUAAUAUGCAACGGCACAGCUAGUUUUUAUUGAUUUGGAUAACGUUGAGGUACAGUCAACAUCUUGAUCACACCUAGAUACAUAUAAAAAAUUAAUUUAAAAAGAUUAUAGUAUUUCAAACUAAGAAAAUAUAACUUUUAAUGGAAAAAAAUCGAAUUAUAAAAAGAGAUUUAUUCUGUAAUAUAUUAUUAUGAUUAUUCUUCUUAUUAUUAUCAUUAUUCUUAUUAUUAUCAUUAUUAUAUUAAGGCGACUUUGUUCCUUUCAUUGCAAUUGCUUUGUGUGUUCAAUGCUAGACCUUAUCUAUAGCAGUAGCAUUUUAAUAGACAGCUGUAGGUGCCUGCCGGGACAAAAAAAAGAAAUUAUUAUUUUUUCAUCUUUAGUGGAAAAAAAAUAAUCUGUUUUUUGACAAAUGAAGAAAACAUUUGAGGAAGACUUUCAGAUUUCCCAUGGUGCUCAGCUAAGAGGAAGGAGGGGCGUGGCCACUGGGGGCUCGGUACAAGGCAUUUCGCUCAGAGUGGGCGUGG
This is a messenger RNA of Periophthalmus magnuspinnatus, 3030 nucleotides long. It is a transcript of the gene gphnb, whose product is annotated as gephyrin b. NCBI's taxonomy places the organism in Eukaryota, Metazoa, Chordata, Actinopteri, Gobiiformes, Gobiidae. Gene Ontology annotation, biological process: postsynaptic neurotransmitter receptor diffusion trapping; glycine receptor clustering; gamma-aminobutyric acid receptor clustering. The transcript has 25 exons. The coding region runs from base 20 to 2425 and encodes 801 amino acids. The record is from RefSeq and is a predicted model, not a curated record. Gene Ontology annotation, cellular component: postsynaptic specialization; postsynaptic membrane; dendrite. Gene Ontology annotation, molecular function: molybdopterin molybdotransferase activity.